Molecule: messenger RNA, 1029 nt
Organism: Alternaria rosae
Lineage: Eukaryota; Fungi; Ascomycota; Dothideomycetes; Pleosporales; Pleosporaceae
Exons: 3
Coding region: 1-1029 (342 amino acids)
Source: RefSeq, a predicted model, not a curated record
AUGCCGCACGCCAUCACUGCCUUGGAGCAGAACACCAAUGGCCCUGACAAUCACGACCAAGCCGAACUUCAACUACUGCUAAAGAACAAGCUUCACGGCGUACCGGCUGACCACCUCCCCGCAGUCACCGUCGCGGACAUCCUCUACCAAACUCCACGAGCGCUAAGUAUCGCCAACAUACCAUCAGAUAUCCAACUCCUGUUCUUCCUCCACAACCGCGCCGUCAUCGACCGCAACGCCGGAAAGCCCAUCAAGGAUGAAGGAAAGCAGAGUAUAGAGCUAACGCGAGCGAUUUGGUUCUACCGACUCGACGAAGCGCACCAAUUCCAACGCUUCCACGACAUCAUGAGGUGGAACACCGCGAUCUUCGUUGCACUGUUAGCUCAACAGUCGCAUCCUAGCGAUCAGCACUCCUAUCGCCCCGGACGAGUGACCACACCCACACACGCAGCCAUCCCGUCUGCCGCCAUCCGUUUCAUAAAGCAGUACCUCGCCGCCGUCAUCGAACACCACAACACACCCACUUUCAGCUUCGCGGCGCGAGAAUCAUUCAUCUUGACCUGGAAGACAGGACCGUGGGAGUUAUUCACCGUGUUUGGUGGUGCGCAGAAGAAGUUGCUGAAGAAUGCUAUGAAGAAGCUUAGUAAAGAGUGGGAGGCUGAGUUGCGUGUUGCGGAGACACAGCUAGGUAGGGAGCGGUACGAGAGGAAGGUUGGCAAGUUUGUUGGCGGGGUGGUGCCUGGAAAGAGAAAGAUGGGUGUGCGUGCUGUAGAAGCGUUGGACGAAGAGAAGAGUGGAGGUGGAAAUGUUAAGAGGGAAGAUGGUGGUAAUGGACUGCUGCAGGCGCUUCUGUCUCCGUACAUUCCACAGACUAAAGAGAUUAGGGGACAGGAUGGGAAUGGGGUCAAGAGUGGUGUGGUUGAGGUCGAAGGUACACCGGUUACGGAUGUGAGAUCUGCUAUUGCGGCUUUGCAGAAGAUGGAGCCGAGGAACAUUCUACCGGUGCUUAUCCGCUUGUUUCCAGGAUAG